Penicillium waksmanii is the source of this 666-nucleotide messenger RNA. RefSeq lists its product as uncharacterized. The transcript has a single exon. The record is from RefSeq and is a predicted model, not a curated record. Bases 1 to 666 code for a protein of 221 amino acids. NCBI's taxonomy places the organism in Eukaryota, Fungi, Ascomycota, Eurotiomycetes, Eurotiales, Aspergillaceae.
AUGGCAUACGGAGCUGGAGACAUGCAAGAUUUUCUCGACAGCAAAACGGUAUAUCUGCGACCAACAGCGAGCUGGCGACGAAUGCUUGUGCAGCAGCCUCCAAUUAUGGGAUUGCAAUGGAUUGACCGCAGUCUCGGUGAUCGUCGCAUUAUUACCAUGCAAAGGUAUAACCUUCCAUCAGAGGCAUGCGGAGAUGGCCUUCGGAUGAACACGCUAUACGACUUAGUGGUCUGGUCUGCGGAAGAUGCCGAACAGUUCUUUUAUUUCCGAAUCGCCUGGAGUUCUUACAAAACAUAUUCCCACCAAUUCAGGAUGCCCAGCACUUCGAAUCCGGACCCUUGUGGAAGGAACGAUCCCCAAUACAAAUCAGCGUUCAGGUACGCGAUUCAGAACUCGAGUCUUCUCCUCGAUACGUGGCAUACUGAACGUAUGCCUUUUGAUCUAUUGAAUACGUUCGGUGAAGAUACAUGGACGUGGGACUUGAUACGCGGCCUGAAAUUGCCAAUGGGCGAUUUCGAUGUCGACAAAGUUCUUCGAAAAAGGAAAGUUGAAUUUGUCAACAGCUGGUGCAGGAUGGCAUCAGACCUUUACUAUGGGUAUACGCAAGAGAUGGAUAGUUGUUCAGGAGGCUUUCCAUUGCCGGAUGAAGAUGAUGAAGAUCUAUAA